AGUGAAGUCUAUCCCCUCUAUAGAUAUGGAAAAAGAAAGUAUGUAUGUUCAGGUAAUACAAGCCAAAGGUUCCUCACAUCCAUAAUCCAUGCUGAAUUUAAAAUGGAUACUUUGAAUCUUGCUACUCAGAUUACAGGAAUCUUGUAAGGUUUGCCAUGGACGUUUUGCUUAUUGAUGUCUUACAAAACUGAAAGGAGAUGGGUUCCAGAUAUCAGCAGGUGACGACUCUUCACAUCAUUAUUUUCCUACAGAUAAUUCAUUUGGUCACAGGCCAGUAUAAAAUUAUUCCUCCUGACAAGCCUGUCACUGGAAUCAUUGGAAAAGGAGUCACCCUGCCCUGUCAACUGAAAGUUAAGAUAAUCCCUGAGAGACUUUCUGUUCAGUGGAUGUUUUCUGGAAACUCCAAAAGAAUUGAUGUGGCCACUUAUGAUGGAAAAAACACAUACAAUCCAGUUUACGAGGAUGAGACCUACUGGGGCAGGACCAAUUUUUUUCAGUCUGAAUUUAAUAAGGGAAACGUGUCUCUUCACCUGAAAAAUGUCACGCUCUCGGAUAAAGGGAAAUACACCUGCAGUGUCUUUUUUGAGAAUUGGUAUGAUGAAGUGGUGGUUGACCUGAAUGUGGCAGCUAAAGGCGAUGAGUCUUCCAUUUUCCUGGAUGGUCAUGUGGGUCAGAGCAUUGGCCUCACCUGCAAAUCACAAGGAUGGUUUCCAGCACCUGAAGUAGUUUGGCUGGACAGCAAAGGACAGACACGGAAGGAGGAAGUGACCACCCAAAGAAUAAAAACUUCUUCAGGCAUUUUUGAUGUUGUAAGUUCCAUGAAUCUCGAACCAGGAUCUGACAAGGAAGUCUCCUGCAGAGUAGUCAAUAACCUACUCAAUGCAAUGUCUGAAUCCCGAGUCCUGAUUUCAGAUGUCUUCUUCCCUUCCACUUCACCUUGGAUGACGGCCUUCCUUGUAAUUUUAUUUCUUAAUAUAGCUGUUUUUGCAGCUACAGGUUAUAAACUAAACAGAAUAGCUGAUAGCAGAAAUCACCUUGAGCUUCUCAAAGCUGAGCUGGAUUUCUGGGAAGCCCACAGCCACACAGUUCCCAUUACUGUGAAAUCUGACUGCCGAGUCCUGGAGCUCCAUCUGCCAGGGGUUCCAGGUGUGGAGAGCAACACGUCUGAACCUGCUGGCACGAACACUCCCUGCACAGUCCCUGUCCUGGUGGGGAAGGAAGGGUUUGCAGCUGGGAAACACUACUGGGAGGUGGAGGUGGGCCAGGAGCAGGACUGGGUGCUGGGGGUGGUGAGGGAGAAAGGGAGACAGGAAGGGAUGCGUCCCGGGGAGGACUACUGGGCUCUGCACAGGUCCCAGGGACAGAUUUUCUGUAGCACCGGAGACCACAAGAUUGAGAAGCAGCAGAUGAGUUAUUCAGUGAUUGGUGUGCUUCUGGACUUGGACAGAGAGCGAGUGAAAUUUUAUGAAGCAGAGCAGAUACGCAUCAUAGUGAGAAUGCCUCUAAGGCUUGGAACGGAACCUGCAGAAAAGUUUUACCCAUUUCUAUCCAAAACGGAAGGGACAGGCACACCUCGUAUCCACCCGGUCUCAAUCCCAGUCCCUUUGGAGACACUGUAAAGGGAAACUUUGAAUCAAAUGGGUUGUAGAAUCAAAGUUCUUUGCCAAGAGGUCACGGUGAGAGGAGGAGAGUCUAGAAUGGCUUAGGACGUCAGCAAUUAUAAAAUAAAGGCAGUAGGACUGGGUAUCAAAGCAGGAAAACCUGAAAAAAAGGGGAGAAGUAAUGAACGAACAUUACAGUGUCUCAAAAUAGAAAAAAAAAGUACUUUGAAGGAAAAGAACUUUUUAAUAUUAUUUGUUCUCAACUAAGAGAACAGAGAAAGCCUCUAAUGAUUGCUUUUUGUUGCAAAAUAUUCUCCAAGCUGUAUGUGAAUUCCAAGGCAUGUAUAAACCAUUACAAAAAAAAUGCCCUCUUAUAAGUAAGACCAGGACAAACAGAAAAUUUCAUUAAUUUUUCUUUCUACGUGAUCCAAGAAGAAUGGUUAUGAAGAAAAUCAGUGCCCAAAGCAAAAAAGGAAUAUCAGAAGCAUUUGAUUAUUUAAGUAAUCCAUUCAAAUCGUCACGAUUAUUAGGGAAUCUAGUCUUCACCCUUGUAGAGGCUUGGAUGCAUUCUCUGCUGUCUCUUUGAUUAAAACAUGGUUGGGUGACAAGGAUAUUUUUUUCCCCGUUGAAUGUAUUUUUUACUCCCUAUUAAUGCAACCUUGAGCACUUGUGACAACUGAAUGGAGACAGCAUUCCCCUGGUCCAGUAGGUGACUCCCCAGGGAAAGACUAUCAGUUCUGACUGGUGGAGUUAAAAAAGGAGUUAUGGCUCCCCUCUCUAAACUGUUAGAUUUCUGUGUUUCUCUUUACAUUUAAACACCGAUUCAAAAGUGUGUUCUGUUUCUGAGGGCCUGAAAGUGUAAUAUAACUUUCCAAGAGAAGGUUAAAAUAAAGGGUUUUUUGGACUGCUAUCCACCUUGAAUUUGAACCUGAUGCCUUUUGCUGCCAGUAAUUCUUGGCAGAAAUAACACUCAAAACCAAUUCUAAGUGAAACCUACAGCGCUUUACGAGUUUCUUAU
This is a messenger RNA of Chroicocephalus ridibundus (black-headed gull), 2619 nucleotides long. RefSeq names its product butyrophilin subfamily 3 member A2-like. The record is from RefSeq and is a predicted model, not a curated record. Gene Ontology annotation, biological process: T cell receptor signaling pathway; regulation of cytokine production. Gene Ontology annotation, cellular component: external side of plasma membrane. NCBI's taxonomy places the organism in Eukaryota, Metazoa, Chordata, Aves, Charadriiformes, Laridae. Gene Ontology annotation, molecular function: signaling receptor binding. The transcript is spliced from 9 exons. Bases 198 to 1619 code for a protein of 473 amino acids.